AUGAUGUAAAGUAUAUCAAGUCCUUUCUAUAAAUAAAGCAAACCCACCUUUAGCCCAUUAUUACAAUUCAAAAAUAUGUACAAAUAUUAAAUUAUUAUACACAUUAUGAUGAUUAUAUCUAGUUAGCUGGAUACUGCUUCUCUGAGUUGCCAACUUUAAGUUGCAAGUGAAUUACAAUGGAAGAAGAAAAUGUUUACACAAAAGAUGGAACAGUGGAUUAUCUUGGAAAUCCAGCUAAUAGAAAGAAAACUGGAACAUGGAAAGCCUGCCCCUUUAUCUUAGGAAAUGAAUGUUGUGAGAGAUUGGCUUAUUAUGGGAUGAGCACAAAUUUGGUGCUUUAUUUUAAGGAGAGGCUACAUCAGCAUAGUGCUGUUGCUUCCAAGAAUGUCUCUAACUGGGCUGGAACAUGCUACAUCACACCAUUAAUUGGAGCAUUUGUGGCUGAUUCCUAUCUUGGAAGAUACUGGACCAUUGCCAGCUUUUCAAUACUCUAUGUUAUUGGAAUGACACUAUUGACAUUAUCUGCAUCAGUUUCUGGCAUAAAACCAGAAUGUCAAGGAAAAGACAAUUGCCAUGCUACCACUCUACAAAGUGCAGUGUGCUUCCUAGCACUUUACCUUAUAGCUCUUGGCACAGGUGGAAUCAAGCCCUGUGUUUCAUCCUACGGAGCAGAUCAGUUCGACGACGACGACGAAGACGAGAAGAAACACAAGAGUUCUUUCUUCAACUGGUUUUAUUUCUCAAUCAACAUCGGUGCUCUCAUUGCAUCUUCUUUAUUAGUUUGGAUUCAAGACAACGUCGGUUGGGGAUGGGGAUUUGGCAUUCCGGCAGUUGCAAUGGCAAUUGCAGUGGUGAGUUUCUUUUCAGGAACUAAACUGUAUAGGAAUCAGAAGCCUGGUGGAAGCCCCCUUACUCGUAUCGCUCAGGUGAUCGUUGCAUCGAUAAGAAAAUACCGUGUUGAUGCACCUACUGAUAAGUCUCUUUUGUAUGAGAUUGCUGAUACAGAAUCUGCUAUCAAGGGAAGCCGCAAGCUUGAUCACACAAAUGAAUUGAGAUUUUUCGACAAAGCAGCAGUGCAAGGUGAAUCAGAUAAUCUGAAGGAGUCAAUAAAUCCAUGGAGACUCUGCACUGUUACACAAGUGGAAGAACUGAAAUCCAUUCUAAGAUUGCUUCCCGUAUGGGCCACUGGCAUCAUAUUUGCAACUGUCUACGGUCAAAUGAGCACCUUAUUUGUGUUACAGGGACAAACCAUGAAUACUCAUGUUGGCAACUCUAGCUUCAAAAUUCCACCCGCAUCACUCUCUAUCUUCGAUACCAUCAGUGUCAUAUUUUGGGUGCCGGUGUACGACCGGAUCAUCGUGCCGAUUGCAAGAAAGUUCACUGGCCACAAAAACGGCCUAACUCAGCUCCAAAGAAUGGGAGUCGGCCUCUUCAUAUCCAUAUUUUCAAUGGUAGCUGCAGCAUUUUUGGAGCUCGUAAGACUUAGAACUGUAAGAAGAAACAACUACUAUGAACUUGAGGAGAUACCAAUGACAAUAUUUUGGCAGGUUCCUCAGUAUUUUCUUAUAGGUUGUGCAGAAGUGUUCACAUUUAUCGGUCAAUUGGAGUUUUUCUAUGAACAAGCUCCUGACGCUAUGAGAAGUCUGUGUUCUGCUCUUUCGCUACUCACUGUUGCGUUUGGACAGUACUUGAGUUCUCUGCUUGUGACUAUUGUGACAAAUAUAAGUACAAAGAAUGGAAGUCCUGGAUGGAUACCUGAUAAUCUAAAUUAUGGUCACAUUGAUUAUUUCUUUUGGUUAUUGGCAGUGUUAAGUGUACUUAAUUUGAUAGUGUAUGUUUUGGUGGCUAGGUUGUAUACUUAUAAGAAAACAGUUGGAACUCUUCGCUGAAAAAUGUGUCGAGUUGUAGAAUGGAAGGUUUAAUAGUUCAAAGGAAGAUUCCUUCACACGUCUUGUAUUCACUGUAAUCUGUAUGCGAAAUCAAAUCCUUGAGUUGAAGCUUUUCAAAAUGUUGAAAAUUGUAAAGUUUUUACUAUUACUACUUAAAUUUGAGACAAUCAUUGAAAAGUA
Molecule: messenger RNA, 2069 nt
Organism: Medicago truncatula (barrel medic)
Lineage: Eukaryota; Viridiplantae; Streptophyta; Magnoliopsida; Fabales; Fabaceae
Product: protein NRT1/ PTR FAMILY 8.1
Exons: 5
Coding region: 177-1889 (570 amino acids)
Biological process (GO): oligopeptide transport; transmembrane transport
Cellular component (GO): membrane
Molecular function (GO): transmembrane transporter activity
Source: RefSeq, a predicted model, not a curated record